This is a messenger RNA of Engraulis encrasicolus (European anchovy), 3920 nucleotides long. RefSeq names its product spalt-like transcription factor 3b (gene sall3b). Gene Ontology annotation, cellular component: nucleus. Gene Ontology annotation, molecular function: DNA-binding transcription factor activity, RNA polymerase II-specific; RNA polymerase II cis-regulatory region sequence-specific DNA binding. The transcript is spliced from 4 exons. NCBI's taxonomy places the organism in Eukaryota, Metazoa, Chordata, Actinopteri, Clupeiformes, Engraulidae. The record is from RefSeq and is a predicted model, not a curated record. Bases 1 to 3867 code for a protein of 1288 amino acids. Gene Ontology annotation, biological process: regulation of transcription by RNA polymerase II.
AUGUCACGCCGAAAGCAAGCGAACCCCCAGCAUCUCGCGUCGGAGAAGGCAGCUGCGCUCAUGCAAGUUUCGACAAAUGAAGGCCUCUUGAAGGGAUCUGAUCAGGAGAGUGGAGAAAGCAGCGACAGAGAGCCGACACACGCUUCCAAGACUUCCUGUGUGGAUCUUCCCCGAUGGGCCCACCACCUGUUUGAACGUCCUCCCCCAGCCCCCACCACAGGAGACCCUCCCGCCCUCAUCAUGCAAGAGGAUGUCGGACCGCCUGAGCCUCUAGAGGACCCACAGAUUUCAGCCAGUCUGUCCAAUCGGCUGUCAAACGACGGCAUGGACACACCAGCUGAAGAGACCAAACCAGCUGAACAAACCCACAAGAGCUCAGUGGAGCCAGUGGCGAGCACUGAGGAGAAAGUCUGCAGCACACAGGAUGUGGUGCUGAAAGCAGAACCACCACAGGCGUACCUGGAGGGCGCACCUGCAAAAUGUCCCUAUUUGGCAGUGCUGCCCAGUACAGUAGGCCAUCUAGCUCAGCCCCACUCCCUGUGCCCUUCCCCCAUGACAGCAUGCUACGGUGGCAUUCCCAGCACCAACGUCACUCUGGAGAUCCUGCAGAGCACCAGGGUGGCGGUGGCCCAGUUCUCGCAAGGCCUCCACCACUCCAACGGUCCACUCAGGGAUGGUGGAGGAGGGGAGAGGGCUGCCGGCGGCACCGCUGGCCAACUCCCCACGAUUUUGGACAACUUGCUGGACCUGCAGCAGCAGCAGAUCCAACAGCUGCGGCUCAUUGAGCUGAUCCGGCACCAAGUGGCCCUGUUGAACAAGCAAGCGCCACCUGCUGCGGAGGUGACCCAGAGCAUGACCCCAAAAGGGUUGGUGUCCCACGUGUCUGGUCCGCGGCACCUGCAGGCAGUGCUGAACCAGCCCGUGUUCCCCCUCCUGGGCCUGUUGCCUCCGACGGCUGUGAAUGGGCAGGUUCCCGGGAUGGAGGGGGCGGUGAUGUCCCCGCUCUCUUUGCAUCCCAUGAAGGCCCAGGAGCAAUCAGGAAUCAGAUCCAUGGUCUCCUUGCCCAGUUCCAACCGCUUGCCCCCCUCUGUUCAAAGCAUGGGCGCUUCAUCUGCAUUGCCCCCAUACAAUGGCAGCGUAACCCCAGUCACUGGAAUGCAGCCAAGCGGCUCCGCAGGUGCGCCGUCUUUGCAGGCAAACAAUGUCCAGGGUAGUCACCAUCAUCAUCAUCAACCGUCCAGCCUCCCCCUGCUCCCACCGAGCCCGCCCGGAGGAAUCAUUUUCCCCAAUCCCUUGGCGAGCAUUAUGGCCACGACCAAUGCGCUGGAUCCCCUGGGUGCUCUCAUGAAGCAUCGAAAAGGCAAGCUCUCCAAUGUCUCCGUUUUUGACGGCAGCGGCAGCGGCAGCAGCAGCAGCGGCAGCAGCAAGCCGAGCUCAGAUGACGCCUUCUUCAAGCACAGGUGCAGGUUCUGUGCCAAGGUUUUUGGCAGCGACAGCGCCCUGCAGAUCCACCUGCGCUCCCACACGGGCGAGAGGCCUUUUAAGUGUAACAUAUGCGGCAACCGCUUCUCCACCAAGGGAAACCUGAAGGUCCACUUUCAACGGCACAAAGACAAAUACCCCAACGUUCAGAUGAACCCAUACCCCGUGCCCGAGUACUUAGACAAUGUACCCACGAGCUCUGGAAUUCCAUACGGGAUGUCUGUUCUUCCAGAUAAAGCUUCAACUACAUGGCUGGACAGCAGGCCUUUGGCACUGCACGCACAAGGUUCAGCUGGUCUUCGUCUGCCCCCAAAUUUUAAUCUUAAUAAUAGCGGAGGGAAGUCAACUGAUUCCCUGAGCACUGCCUCCUCUGCAGGCUCCCCAACGAAAGCCUCCAGUGCCCCAAGUGAAUGCACGUCCCAGUCUCCUACUUCUACGGAGCUCAGGAAAGCCAUGGUGGAUACAGCGUCAACCAUGUCGUAUGGCCACUUAGCAGAGUCUGCUUUAAGCAAUUUGGAUCAUCGGUCAUCAGAGAAAUUUCACUCACAAAAUGACCUAACAGCAACAAGAACAACACACAUUCCAAAUGCAAGCACAACAACAGCCUCACUGGAGCCAUCUCCCACCAUACAGCCUUCCUCUCCCAUGUCUUCCGCACAGUCUUUCAGCUCAGAUCAGACGCACAACAGCAGACUUCAUCCAGAACUAGAUGCGAUGGAAGCCUCCGAGACGUUCAAGCUUCAGCAGCUGGUGGAGAACAUCGACAAAAACCCGACGACAGACCCCAACGAGUGCGUGAUCUGCCACCGGGUGCUCAGCUGUCAGAACGCACUGAAGAUGCACUACCGCAUCCACACGGGCGAGAGGCCGUUCAAGUGCAAAGUGUGCGGCCGGGCGUUCUCCACCAAGGGCAACCUGAAGACCCACUUCGGGGUGCACCGCGCCAGGCCUCCGCUCUGGGUCCAGCACUCGUGUCCGAUAUGCCAGAAGAAGUUCACCAACGCCGUGGUGCUGCAGCAGCACAUUCGCAUGCACAUGGUGGGGAGCCUGCCCAACGCGCCCCAGACUGAGGGCCGCCCGCAAGAUAUGGACACAGAGCUGUCAUUUGACGAAAACAGCUUAGACAGCGUGAAUAAUUACGACGAGGAUGACGGUCAAGAGGAUGACUCCAUUGAGAUAGAUGAUGAACAAAGCGAGGAUGACAAGCUGAACCUACAAGCGGACUCCACCUUGGGGUCUUUUGGGCACGAGUCUGACACAUCAGACAAGGCUGAUCUUUCAUUUCAGCCUGUGGUGGCGCAAAGUGGACCUGUGGUGGCUCAUGACUUCCUUGCCCAUCAUUUUUUAAACUUUGAUAAUCCAGAGCGGCACAGAGAGAAGGAAGCCGGGGCACCUGACUCCUCAGAUUCUAAACCUGUCUCCUUAUCCCCAAUUCACGAUGAUGACACCAACACAUCUCUACAGAUCGCAUCUAUAGCGAACAAAAGUGCUUCACCAAGGCAUGGCGCUGACAAUGGCAGUGAUUGCAGAAGUAAACUUGAAAACGGCCUAACUAUUGUUAAAGAGGAGAUCCCAGAUGGCAUGCUGUACUCAAGUAGAGAGCAAGGAAUCCGUGGUUGCAUCAGUCUACUGAAUAACACCACAGAGAGUAAAAUGGAUCUACAUGUACCGGGGACGAACAGUUCACCACCCACUGGAAGAGACACGCCCAACAUGAAGCACAUCCAUAGUGGUCUCCUCCACUCCCCUACUCAAGGCUUCCCGCCAUCGUUGGCUAAGCUUGAGUUCGCAUCACAUCUACCUGGGCCUGUACAACCAGUCCGCACACCAAAACAGCACAUAUGUCAGACCUGUGCAAAGACCUUCUCGUCCGCCAGUGCACUGCAGAUUCACCGACGUACCCAUACGGGAGAGAAGCCUUUCAGCUGCUCUGUCUGUGGCAGGGCUUUCACCACCAAGGGCAAUCUCAAGGUGCACAUGGGGACCCACAUGUGGAACUCCAUGCCCCCUCGCAGAGGUCGACGCCUUUCUCUCGACACCUCGGUGGCCUUGCUGGGAUCCGAGGCCCUCAAGCUGACCGAGGGCUUCCAGAAGGACAUGGCGGCCAGGGCGAUGAGCGUGGACCCAGGGUUCUGGAACCACUACGCUGCAGCUAUCACCAACAGCAUGGCCAUGAAAGGGAACGAGAUCUCCGUCAUUCACAAUGGCGGCGCUCCUCCUACGCAUCAUGCACAGUCACAUCACCCACACCACCAAGGGGUCGUCACUAUGGGCAUGGAGAGGGUGAACAAUUCAGGACACAGUAGUGACACCAAUGACAGUCCAGUUGGACAGCACUUUCCGGCGAUGCUUAUGGACACCAGCAAAGAGAACUGCAUCAAUUAGUACUAUUCAGUGAUGGACAACCUAGAAUAAUGAGUUAUGUUCAGUCCAGUGCC